Messenger RNA from Aspergillus steynii IBT 23096, 1808 nucleotides. RefSeq names its product membrane insertase OXA1. The coding region runs from base 176 to 1570 and encodes 464 amino acids. NCBI's taxonomy places the organism in Eukaryota, Fungi, Ascomycota, Eurotiomycetes, Eurotiales, Aspergillaceae. Gene Ontology annotation, molecular function: membrane insertase activity. The record is from RefSeq and is a predicted model, not a curated record. Gene Ontology annotation, cellular component: mitochondrial inner membrane. The transcript has 2 exons. Gene Ontology annotation, biological process: mitochondrial respiratory chain complex IV assembly; protein insertion into mitochondrial inner membrane from matrix.
CUCCAUCCCAUCUGCCACGGAUCUUGACAAUGCUGGGAGGAUCUGGUCUUCAAGGGCGCGGCAUUAUGCCCGCUAUUGCCCGGCAGCGAUUGGCUGCUUUCCCGCGCUCCAGUCGUUCGGUUCGUCUCCCGGAAGCCCUUCCAUGGCGGGUGGCAGAGCAAACUGACUCCGAUAGAUGUCCUCGUUCCGUGCCCAGACUUCCGGCCUUCCUGCUCGUUAUGGGGGACUGAACCAGUCUCUGGCCGGCAAUCGAUCCUGGCGACCGGCAUCUGCCAUCCCUACGAUCUCCAGCGCGCGGUUCAACUCAUCCUCGUCCACCUCCGCCAACAGCGCCGUCGAUGCGACUCCUUCAGCAAAUGCCUCCGAUCUUUCGGAUCUUUCAGUCGAGGGCAUCAAUGCGAUCCCCGAAAAAAUCGGAUAUCUGAAAGAUAUUGGCCUCGACUACGGCUGGGGCCCGACGUCCCUGAUGGAGUUCGUCAUCGAGCACGUCCACGUCUGGUCCGGUCUCCCGUGGUGGGCCAGUAUUGUCGGCACCGGUCUACUGAUCAGGCUGGCGCUGCUUCACCCCAUGCUUGGAGCCGCGGAUACCUCGACGCGGUUGAACAACAUUAAGCCCCUUCUGGACCCGCUCCGAACCCGGAUGACACAGAGCAUGAGAGACGGGAACACGGCACAGGCGCAGCAGCUGCGAAUGGAAAUCAGCCAGACUCAGGAGCAGCAUGGCGUCAAGGCCUGGAAGUCGUUCGUUCCGUUGCUCCAGGUGCCGCUUGGUUUUGGCAUGUACCGUGUCGUUCAUGGGAUGUGCGCCUUGCCGGUACCCGAAUUGGCCCAGGAAUCCUUUGGCUGGAUCCGGGAUCUGACCGUGGCCGAUCCGUUUUACAUCCUCCCGGCCUGCUCGGCCUUUUUCUUGUUCCUGGCCCUGAAGAGAGGAGGUGAAACCGGUACCAACCAAUUCUCCAACUCGGCCGCCGGCAAGGCCGUUCUCUUCGGUCUGCCUGCUAUCUCCCUCGGCUUCCUGUCUUUCUUCCCCAGUGCGCUCCAGCUCUACUUUGCCACGACGGGUCUGUUUGGUUUGGGUCAAGCCUACCUCCUCAGCUCGUCGGCCUUCCGACGGGCCGCCGGAAUCGCCCAGGCCCAGCCGGCCAUGACGCCCGAACAAGCGGCAUCGCAGCAGCGCAAGACAAUUCGGAUGCUCGCUGAUCAACUGGAGGCUAGCGCCAAGGCCGCCAACCAAGCGCCCCCGGCUGUGGAGGCCAGCGCCAUCGACCGUUUGAUCGGGUCGCCCAAGAGCUACUGGAAAAACUUCCGCAAGGAUAUCGACGAGAAGCUCAACAGCAUCAGCGGCAGUGCGCCGCCGACGAACGCCGACGGGUCGCCUGCGGAACCUCCGCGACUCAGCGAGAAGGACCGUCAACUGGCGGCCGACUACGAAAAACGGCGCCAGGAGGAAGAGACGUGGAAGCGGGACGAGCGCAACCAUUCUCGCCGGGCCGCCCAUCUGAAGGCCCUCGAGGUCGAAAGGGAGAAGGCCCGCGCGGCUUUCAAGAACGCAUCCCCCAAGCAGCGGUGAGCUUGACCACUUUAUACCAGCCCGGUUUGGAGUUGUAUUUCAUUGUACAAUAUUGCGGUCCCUCCUGUUUGGCCUUUUGCUAUUGAGCUAUUUGUUUCCUUUCCACCUUCAUGCCUGUUUAACUACGAUUGAUCCCGUUUCCAUAGCCCGGACAUUAUUUAGAAUGAUAUAUUUCCGAAUAGACCAUCUUUUCUCCAUCAGCACCCCCCUCCUGGAAGGUCAAGGCCCCCGAUGGGAA